Messenger RNA from Humulus lupulus (European hop), 715 nucleotides. RefSeq names its product transcription repressor OFP17. The record is from RefSeq and is a predicted model, not a curated record. Gene Ontology annotation, biological process: negative regulation of DNA-templated transcription. NCBI's taxonomy places the organism in Eukaryota, Viridiplantae, Streptophyta, Magnoliopsida, Rosales, Cannabaceae. The coding region runs from base 16 to 582 and encodes 188 amino acids. The transcript has a single exon.
AUCACUAGAUUAGAUAUGACAGUGAAAGCAUUAGCUUCCUUGAAAUCCAAGCUUCUUAAACCAUGCAGAAAACUCUUUCCAAGCUUCAAAUUCAUCAAACUUAAGAGACCCGUCUUUAUAAGACCUCUUAAACAUCGUCAUAGAAACAAUAAAGCCACAAAACCACCAAGGAAAAGGAAUCGAAUUACUGCAUUGCUAGCAACAGCUUUUGGUUCUAGCAGGAAGACAGAAGAGAUGAACAGACUAGUUCAGCUCAAGAGUUUUUCUGACAGAGGCUCUGGUGAAGGAAUACUCUUUCCGUCGCCUCUCACACCGGCUUAUCUAAAGGCUAACAGGGCUGGUAAAAGGGAUGUUUCAGGUCUUGAGGAUGUCGAAGAUGCUUGCAGGAGUUUCGAGAACUACUUGGUGGAGAUGAUUGUUGAAGAAGGAAAAGUGAGGGACUUGAUGGACAUAGAAGAGCUUCUCUAUUGCUGGAGGAAUCUUAAGUGUCCUGUUUUUGUUGAUUUGGUUAGUAGAUUUUAUGGUGAGCUGUGCAACGACUUGUUUUCUACAGACACUGAUGGAGUUGAUGGCUCCCAAUAACUUUGAAACUUAGCCCUUAUUAGUUCUUAAUUCGAACUUUACAUUUUAUAUUCAGUAGUAGUAUUUCAUCAAGCUUUUUAUAUGUGCUAUACUUUUGAUGUAUGAGAAUGUGAACCCACAGAAUAUCUUCCAA